UUCCUAAAUUUUGCUCUUGCAGCUUGCAGUUUAUUCCGCAUGCCGUAUUGUUUAAAAAGUGAUUUUCCCACGUAUUUGUUAAAAUUUUAGUGCACAAACGGUAUUCACAAGCUACCCAGAAUGGCGAAAUUUGACUUAACGGCAAAAAAUUGCCAAUAUUUGGACCGACAUCUAACUUUUCCGCUUCUGGAGUUUCUGCUGCAGAAAAAGAUUUAUGACCAAACUUCGCUUUUAAAAUUUAUCUUGGAAACGGUUAGCAAAACUAACAUGGUCGACUACACGAUGGAUAUUCGCGAACGAUUGAAUCUGGGAAACGAGCUUCCAGAAGAGCUGACCAAACGUAGGGCUAAUGUUUUGGUCAAAUUGAAAGAGCUACAGGCGGAAGUGGCCCCCCUUAUGAAGUGCAUGGAAGAACUAAAAAACCCGGACAUGAUGAAAGAUUCCAAAUCUAUUGUGCACGCUUUGCAACAGGAAUUUGACUUCAAAUACGAUGUUAUUAAGAGCGCUCAAAAAUUGGCUAAAUAUGUAUAUGAAUGCGGCAACUAUCGGGAUUCCAUUUCUUAUCUCUACAUCUGCUUGUUAGUAAUGGAACCAACUGACAAGAACUAUUUGAACGUAUUGUGGGGUAAAUUGGCUGCGGAAAUUCUUACCCUAAACUGGCCAACAGCUUUUGAGGAUUUAACCCGACUGCGUGAUUUUAUUGACGGUCAUAACUUUUCUCCAAUUGAAGUGCUUCAACAACGCACUUGGCUAAUUCACUGGAGUGUGCUGGUUUUCUUUAAUCACGCUAAGGGUCGUGACCUGAUUAUUGAAAUGUUCUUAUAUAAACAAUUGUAUUUAAAUGCAAUCCAGACAAUGUGUCCGCACAUUUUGCGUUAUUUGGCUACAGCUGUCAUCAUUAAUCGUGGCAGAAGAAAUGCGCUCAAGGAUUUGAUUAAAAUCAUCCAGCAGGAAUCGUACACUUAUCGCGAUCCAAUUACCGAGUUUUUGGAACAUCUUUAUGUGAAUUUUGAUUUUGAAGGUGCCCGUAUGAAACUUCAUGAAUGUCAAACCGUUAUUGUAAAUGAUUUCUUCAUUAUUGGUUGUCUACAAGAGUUCAUCGAAAAUGCGCGAUUAAUGAUAUUUGAAACUUUCUGUCGGAUCCACCAAUGUAUCACUAUUGGAAUGCUGGCGGACAAGCUGAACAUGGAACCAGCAGAAGCAGAAUGCUGGAUCGUCAAUCUUAUACGUAAUGCUCGUUUGGAUGCUAAAAUCGAUUCUAAACUUGGCCAUGUUGUGAUGGGUACACAACCUCUCUCUCCUUAUCAACAAUUAGUGGAGAAAAUCGACUCACUUUCUGUACGUUCCGAGGCGCUGACUGUAUUGGUCGAACGCAAACAAAAGGCUAAGACACAAGAGGCAGGCGAAGGUAAUUGGAAAUAUUAUUAAUAGAAUCGUGUGUAAAACUUGAAAGUGAUCUAUCAGAAAGUAGUAGAUAGAAAUCAACAAUACUGCAGGUAUAAUAAGUUCAAGUUCGAUAAAGAAAGAUAAUUGAAAUAUGGAAAAUAUUUGGAUAAUAUACGAAAGAUCCAGCAUAAAAAGUCGAAUCUUAAAAU
This is a messenger RNA of Sabethes cyaneus, 1595 nucleotides long. RefSeq names its product eukaryotic translation initiation factor 3 subunit E (gene eIF3e). Gene Ontology annotation, molecular function: translation initiation factor activity. NCBI's taxonomy places the organism in Eukaryota, Metazoa, Arthropoda, Insecta, Diptera, Culicidae. The coding region runs from base 121 to 1428 and encodes 435 amino acids. The transcript is spliced from 3 exons. The record is from RefSeq and is a predicted model, not a curated record. Gene Ontology annotation, biological process: translational initiation. Gene Ontology annotation, cellular component: eukaryotic translation initiation factor 3 complex; nucleus; cytoplasm.